CUUCGCUUGUACAGUGCUACCGAUGAUGUGUUGCUAAGAGUCCGCCAAUUCGGAGAGAGAUUCUAUAUAUCUUCAGAGCGCGCCUUCACGCCUAGACGUUUCUGUCUAGUAUUUCCUCCAGACAUGAGCGUCAUCAGCGAUCCAUUCGGCAUGAUUCUUGUCUGCGUAUUUUUAAGCAUCUUGCUUCUAGGCGUCAUGAUGGUCCAGCUGUUUCUAUACAUCGACCGCUACCCGACGGAUCCUCCUUAUCUCAAAAUCUUCGUCGUAUCCCUCUUUGCUCUGGAUGUCAUCAAUUCGGUCUUCGUAAUGGUCUGGACAUAUAAUAUGUUGAUAGACAACUUUAUGAACCCGGCGGCAUUCGGUGGAGCCGAUUGGAUUGUCUGCACCGAUCCGGUGCUCUCAGGCCUCAUGGCGUCCAUGGUUCAAGGUUUCUUCUCCUGGAGGGUCUGGGUAUUGACGAGAAAUCCAUUUUAUUUCGGGUUUGUCGUUCUAUGUGCCAUAGCUUCAACAGCUGGUGGAAUAGGGACAGGAAUAUAUGCGGCCAUCAUUAUGGAUUUCAGCAAAUUUCGGAAGAUCAAGGCGGUCGCACUCAUCUGGCUGAUAUCCGGCGCAUUAGGAGAUUUGGCUAUUACUCUGAUCAUCACAAGUUAUUUGCGCAAAGCUAGGGGAACAUUCCCUAGGACAGACCGCCUUCUGAGAAAGCUUAUAAGGCUAACAAUGCAAAAUGGUCUCUUGACAUCCUUACUCGCCGUUGUCGAUUUUAGUCUGUACCUCGCUUCGAACAAGCCUUACUAUUUUGGAAUUGCGUUCCUCAUACCGAAACUGUAUACUAAUUCCGGUGCAUUGUCAUUGUCUUCAUUCCAUCAUGCCCGAAACUUACUCUCACCGCCAGCUCUUUCAAGUCUGAAUGCAGUUUGUGAUACAUCCGUGUUUUGUCUGUCGCUUUUUCUCAGGAACUUUCUAGCGCGCUGUAAAGUACUCGACUACUGACGACUCGGAGCGAUCCUCACAUCAGCGAAUGACGACGGAGCCUAGGUUUUGGAAUGGCGCGG
Guyanagaster necrorhizus is the source of this 1052-nucleotide messenger RNA. RefSeq lists its product as uncharacterized. The record is from RefSeq and is a predicted model, not a curated record. Lineage: Eukaryota; Fungi; Basidiomycota; Agaricomycetes; Agaricales; Physalacriaceae. The transcript is spliced from 10 exons. The coding region runs from base 124 to 990 and encodes 288 amino acids.